Lineus longissimus is the source of this 9279-nucleotide messenger RNA. RefSeq names its product microtubule-associated serine/threonine-protein kinase 2-like. The record is from RefSeq and is a predicted model, not a curated record. NCBI's taxonomy places the organism in Eukaryota, Metazoa, Nemertea, Pilidiophora, Heteronemertea, Lineidae. The coding region runs from base 1308 to 6071 and encodes 1587 amino acids. Gene Ontology annotation, molecular function: magnesium ion binding; protein binding; protein serine/threonine kinase activity. Gene Ontology annotation, biological process: peptidyl-serine phosphorylation; intracellular signal transduction. The transcript has 28 exons.
UCUCGGUGUUUAUCAGGCAUAUGGCAGGCGAGUGUGUGAGGGACUAAUAAGGUUAUCGUACACAUACAGGAAGACUAUGUGGUCUGAUAGUUCAUGAAUGGGACACGCAAAGUACACAAUGUCAAUCAGGUCUUGAGGACUAUUUCAUGUUGUUAUUCUUGGACAUCUAUUGCUGGCUCCAGAAUAUCGUGACUUCUUGGCUUAUUGUAUAGGCCUAGCCUUGUAGGAGAGGUUUCAGCGUGUAACUAUGUUGCUAAUGAUCAUCAGAUGAUUGAGGUGGAUUGAUUGAUUUCUGAUUGCCCUUUUGGAUUUGCUGUGACAGUGUAGAACAUUCAAAGUGACUUCAAGGUCUCAUCAAGGGAGGAGUGGAACUGGGUCUCAUCAAAGGAGGAGUGGAACUGUCUGGAAUACUUGAAUUCACUUUCGAUUUUUCUUCCAAUGAAUGAUUGUUUGACAUGGACACAGGAGACCUCCUACCAAAGCCUUCUUCUUUACAUUCAUGCUUCCAAAGGAUGUUUACGAAGUCCAUAUAUCAUUCGUUGUACAAUUUGUCUCAAUGCAGUGUCGGGCCUUUUAUAUCCAGAUCAAACAUCAAUACCAAGGGCCUAUCGUCAGUUGAUUCUUGUCUCUUUCUGGGACAUGGCUAACUAAUUCUCUGGUUUGGUGGCCACUCUACAUUUCUCUGACAGGGAAACAUGCUGUGGCUGUCUUCGGCAAUGUGGAUUAUAUCACUUUUGGCCUAACUCGGGAAAUGGAUUUUCUUCUACUCUGAGAUUUCUGAACUGAUGACUAUUAGUACCUAAGUGUGCACAUCUUGUCAUACAGUGUUUCCAGAAGUUAACCAUCGAUUGCACAGUUAGUGCUCUUCCUCUCAAUUCAACAAAGAUGAACUGGAGAAGGUGUUAAAGGCCAUUGUCACACCUCAGCCUGCAAUACAGCAAAGGUGUAGUUGAUAUUGUUCACAUGGAAGAGCUAUCUUGUUGGCAACAAUCAUCAUCUUGCUCCACAACUUUGUGAACUAAAGAAGAAUUAGAGGCCCACUUCAACUUUUAACCUGAAGUGAGAGUUGAUAGGGUCCCUGUCUUACAUGCCUACCGGUGAUGCAGAACGAAAUCAGAGAAGUCUCAUUUACAGGUGUUCUGUCACGUGGACAUCAACAUGUAAACAACGCAUCUCGGUAUGAUUUCACAACUUUUCCCACCUGCCUGUUGUGACGUCAAUGUAUGAUAUGAUCUCGUGAAGGGCCUCUUCACAUGGAUGUGAUAGCUUACUCCUCCAUUCUCCUUCCGUGGUCUUAACCAUAUCACAUGAUCAUGCCUGUUCCACGAGCUAACAGGCCCGACUGCCUCGACCUUACAGACAUUGGACCUCCACACUUAAUGCGACAGACAAGUUUGGAAGGAAGCCCACCACUCAUACAGAUACAGACAGAAGAAGGACCACCACAGAUGAUGCGGCAACUGAGUUGGGGCCCAACAGUACGCUCCUUUACUCGUCAGACAAGUUGUGGUCCAGCAAUACCAUCGUUCACCCGUCAGACAAGCAUUGAGAAUGCUGGACUGAACCGAAGGAAUAGUAUCUCGGGAUACUUGGUCACACGGACAAGACUAAGGAGGUGUUUAUCUGAGACAUCAGCACGGGAACUUUCUGACUAUGGACCACCCGCCUCUCCGUCCCCGAUUCCUUCUCCACGCAAGAAGGAUGAUCUAUCAAACAUGCCAAAGAACCUGAGGUUGUUACACCGCACAUUGUCCGAGGAUGUGCGGCACCGACGCAGAGAGAGCAUGCCCAGUACCCCCACCGGUCUCUACCGGGGCAUAAGCACGUCUCAUCUACAUCACGCCACAGCCACCAGUGCCCACAGUGACUCCUCCAACUUAAUCAGGAUGAGGGCUUCAUCACUUGGACAGUCAGCACCUUCCUUAUCUGCCAGCAUGAAGGAGCUGAACAUUACUCGACGAAACAGCUUUGGCUUGGUCUAUUCAUCCAUUCAUAGCCGGUCUCACAGUAAGAAGAUGCUUCCCGGAAGCUGCUCACCCACCCUCCCUCCACGAUGUCACUCCCCUCAAGCCACUUCUGGCAGCCCACUUGAAAGCCCACGAAAUGCUUCCCCUAACCAGCAUGGCCAUUUCCCGUUCAAUGCUCCAGCUAUCAACCCAAAAAGGAUUGAUGGCCGACGGUGGUCCCUGGCCUCCCUCCCUUCAUCAGGGUACGGAACGAAUACACCAAGCUCAAAUAUGUCGGCAUUUCUCUUCCAGUCGCAGUGCUCCUCUCAGGAGAAACUACAUCAGCUGCCGUCUCAACCAACCGCUGACGAGUUACGCAUAUUAACCAAGCAUUUCAGUAGCAACGAGAGUAACCCAGGAAUAGACGAGGAUGGCCGCAAGUCGCCGAUGAUGAGACCGCGGUCUCGCAGUCUCAGGCUACGUCGAGUUCUGAGCCUGCCACCAUCCACCCGUCCUUUCCCGGUCAGUAGUCCCGGGCGGUCACCGGUGUCAGACAGUGAGAUCAUUAUGAUGAACAACGUCUACAAGGAGAGGUUUCCCAAGGCCACUCUUCAAAUGGAGGAGAGACUCAAGAACUUUCUUGAGAUGAACAGGUCACAUGAGCAGGUGGAGGAAUCGGACAGCAUCUACCGGUUUAUCCACCACCAAAUCGUUGAGCUGGCACGCGAUUGUUUACAGAAGAGUGAAGAGAAGAUGAUAUCGAGUGCUUACUUUUAUGAGUUGACAGAGAAUCUGGAAAGACUUCAUAUUGAUGCCAAAGAGAAGUCACCCACCAUCAGCAUGCACAUCUUACAGCUGAUCAAGAAGUUUCUGCUCAUCAUCUCGCGGCCAGCGCGCCUACUUGAGUGCCUUGAGUUUGAUCCCGAGGAGUUCUACCACCUCCUGGAGGCGGCCGAGGGCCAGGCAAAGCAAACUAUACAAACCGACAUUCCACAAUACAUCGUCAACAAACUCGGCCUUGAUAGAGACCCACUAGCUGACAUCGUAGAGAUCGCUAAACAGAGUGAAAUAGAAGGUGGCGUGUCGUCAUCAGAUGGUUCAUUAGAGGAUCCGCCACUAGAAGGAGCUACUGCUGCCACGGGUGACUCUGGCAUCGUUAAUUCAGGCUCAGACGGAGAUGGUGAUAAAAGUGAUAAAAAGAGCAUUAGCCAUGAUGUCCAUAAAAUGUUGAAGAUGAAACCGCCACACGAAGAGGAUUUUGCCAAUAUCAAGCUCAUCAGUAACGGAGCUUAUGGUGCUGUUUAUCUGGUGCGACACAAAGAAAGUCGCCAACGCUUUGCCAUGAAGAAGAUCUGGAAACAUAACUUGGUGCUUAGAAAUCAGGUGGAGCAAGUGUUUGCCGAGCGCGACAUUCUCACUUUCGCUGACAAUCCUUUUGUUGUCAGUAUGUACUGCAGCUUCGAGACGAAGAAACACUUGUGUAUGGUGAUGGAGUAUGUAGAGGGUGGAGACUGUGCGACGCUGCUUAAGAACAUGGGUCCACUCCCGGUCGAUAUGGCCAGGAUGUACUUCGCUGAGACGGUGCUCGCAUUGGAGUAUCUGCACAACUAUGGCAUCGUCCAUCGUGAUCUCAAGCCUGACAAUUUACUGAUCACGUCAAUGGGCCACAUCAAGCUGACAGACUUCGGACUCUCCAAGAUGGGAUUGAUGAGCUUGACCACCAAUCUCUAUGAGGGGUCAAUUGACAAAGACUGCAAGCAGUUCCGUGAUAAGCAAGUCUAUGGCACUCCUGAAUACAUCGCCCCAGAGGUCAUCCUCAGACAGGGCUAUGGUAAACCUGUUGACUGGUGGUCCCUCGGCAUCAUCCUGUACGAGUUCCUGGUCGGAUGUGCACCGUUCUUCGGCGAUACUCCUGAGGAACUCUUCUCCCAGGUCAUCAAUGAUGAGAUUGAAUGGCCAGAAGAAGACUGGGCAAUACCAGACGAUGCCAGGGACCUGAUCGCACGUCUGCUCAACCAGAAUCCCAUUGACCGGCUUGGAACGGGAGGAGCCCAGGAGGUGAAGAUGCAUCUCUUCUUUGACGGCCUGGACUGGGAUAGUCUCCUCAGGCAGAAGGCUGAGUUUGUGCCGAGCUUGGACAACGAGGAGGACACAAGUUAUUUUGACUCACGGACAGACCGUUAUAACCAUGAACUAGAAACUGAGGACACAGCUGACGACGAGGACGACAUCAUGUUUCACAGUUUCUCAUCUUGUGCACCGAGAUAUUCCCGCGUCUACAGCCGGAGCUUUGAGGGAGCACGAGAUUUGCACCGUCAAGAAAGGUUGGAGAGAGAUGACAUACCACAACGACGGAAGAAGUCAGGAGGAUCGAACCAUUCAGAGAGCUCGACGGAGAUGUCUUCACGGAAGGACAGUCAGUCGGACACGGGCAGUCAGGCAGAGGAUAAAGAUAUGCCAGAUAAACUGGAGGACGAUGUCUUGUCAACAUCUCCUGAUAUCAAUGCCAAGCGAAACAGUAUUUCCAAAUCUCACCCGGCCAUUAGUACAAGUACUCCGGAGGCGUCACACUCUGAGGGUGACCUCUCCCCGCAGGUGGUCAGACGACGCACAGCUUCUGGCCCAGAGUCAAUCAAUGUGCCAAAGUUCUCCAUAUCCUUCGAAGACCAUGACCGAUAUGAAAAGGAAAUGCAUCAGCUUAAACCCAAACCGUUGUCCAUAACGAAAGAACUUUCCCCGGUGGAGGAGCGUGGUCGCGCAAGGGCAACUAAAGAUGUACGCAGGAAGAGCCAGUACACUCCACCAACGCCUAGGUCGAGGUUGGCUACAAAGCCGGUCCAUAAGUCGGCUUCUACGACCCAGUUGUCUUUAUUAAUUCCACCCCAAGAAGACUUCAUACCUCAGCCAGCGAGCUCCCCUGGAUCCAGCACAAGUUCACGUGAUCCAUCACCUAGUCGUGACGCCUCUCCUGUGGUUGGUCAUCUCAAGCCACCAAUAGUUGUCAAGAAAUCUGCCCGCGGGUUUGGAUUCACACUUCGUGCCAUCAGGGUCUACCUGGGCGACUCUGACUACUAUACUCUACAGCAUCUAGUCGUGGCUGUUGAAGAAGGUGGUCCAGCGUUUGAGUCGGGUCUCCGCCCGGGAGACCUAAUCACCCAUGUGAACAGUGAGCCGGUGCAAGGUCUCCUCCACACUCAGGUUGUUCAGCUUAUCCUCUCGGGCGGCAGCAGCUUAAAGAUACGAUCGUGUCCAUUAGACCAGACGUCAAUCAAAACUGGAGGCAGACGACGCUCGCCUAACAAUCCAGGAAAGAUGGCACGCAGAAGUGUCAAAAAGAAACAUCAACGUGAGCGGAGCAGCUCAGAUAAGAAACGAAAGACGUCGUUAUUUCGACGCUUGAGUAACCGUAAGGCAGAGCAACAUAUUCAGUCACCGUUAACUCAGAGUAGGAGUUACACCGGUCUGAACCGGUCAUUGUCAUCAAACGACAGCUUACCUGGAUCUCCCACAAGGUCACCACGCUCACCUCCGACCAGUCGCAUUUGGACGUCUCCACCAGACUCAGCUCAUUCUUCACAGAGCAGUUCACCCAAUUCUAGCGCACCAAACUCGCCUGCAAGUUCAACUCAGCUUGGCAGACCAAGUUCCUUACAUGGCUUGAAACAUAAACUGGCACAGACAUUGAAGUCACCUCACCGGCGUAAAUCUGUGCAUAACAUUCCGCUAUCGCCACUGGCGAGGACACCUUCACCGUCACCAAUGGCAACAUCGCCAACACGCAGUCCUAGUCCACUCACCGUUGUGACAGGUUCACAUCAUGGCCACCAUGUAGCGCCGCAUGCCAGUUCAAAUCUCGUCCAAACUUACCCCGCCUAUAACAAUACAACGCCAUCGCAGUCGUCUCUCGCUACACCGAAAAAGUCGUUGACGCGUCCCAAGAGUUGUGAGCCUGGCUCGCCUCUGCUCCGACGCACAUUAUCACCUGAUCGCCUGCAUCCUAACUCCGCCGAGCGACGUGAACUGGCACCAAGGAAAACUGAUCCUACGCCCGGCAAAGAAGGACAGGAGUCGCCUAAACGGAAAGACUCGUGGCAGGAGAAGCGGGAACUGUUUGAUUCGCUGUGAGCGGAUAUUAAUCUAAAGCUAUUGUGAUACAAGGAUGCUCUCAUCCUGACUGGUGUAAUACUAACUUAACUCUGGCCGAGCCAAACUAUGAUAUCAAAACUAGAGUUGCUAAGAAACCAAAAUCUUCUAUGAUCUUGUCAAUGUGGUCGAGUUGUACUUUCAGCUCAAUCAAGUCCGAUCAAGUUUACAUUUGAUUUUCUGGUGGUGGAGUGUGUACUUACCAUAACUGAACCUACUUGCUACAGACAGGUCACAUUGACAAUGGUGUGGAAGUUUUGGUGAUUCUUAGCCUGUGUGCUGUUAGAAGUCUGUGUGUAAUGCCACAUUGCUCAUGUGUAUGGUGAGUAAAUCGUGGUACCUGGAAUGGUGUUCCAGCAGUCAGCUUGGCUCGGGUAGACAAGGGAACAAGUCAACCGCGGGCUGCACAUGUUUCCCUUUGUAAAUAAACACAGUGAACCAGACAAUUGAAUUUGCAUUGAAAAGUUGACGAUUGCUACAGUUCCUCUGUGGAGUUGACUUUGUGUUGUUUUGACGUGUCCUUCACAAAGGUCACAUGUGUUCUUUAUAAACUCAACCUUCGUUGCUUGCCAUUCUUUUGCGUCUUGUGAUAUUUUGAGUGUGGUGAUCAUGAAAACUUCUGUCUCUACGUGUCGAUUAUUGGUUUAUUUUCCUAUCUUUUCUUGAGAUUACACAUGUACAACCCUCGGUCAUUGGCUCUACCUGGAGUUGAACACGUGAUGACAGUAAUGAUGCAGACACAUUGUCCCAUACAGAUGUGAAUCAUGGUACAAAUCAAGCAGCUAAAAACAUGUAACCUUCGGACGCAUUGUGUCAAAUAGUUGUCAACUGUCAGACAUCUUGUUACGACCAACACAAGCAUGAGUUCACAGUUUGACCUUUCUGCAAGACUCUAUUUUCAUUGUAAAUGUUUGUAAAUAAUGUUUAUUGUUGGGAGUUAAUGACCAUGGGAUGUUCUCCCGAUGUGUACAGAGAGGUUUAUCAAGAUAGUUGGUUCCACUUGUUGAUGUAAUUGGUGAAUACUGUAGUCAACACGCACUUGUUGUGGCGGUCAGGACCUGUACAUGACUUGGGGCGACACCAUGGGUUCCACUGUCUCCAAUGGGCUACAUGUUGUGUGGCAGUCAGGACCUGUACAUGACUUGGGGCGACACCAUGGGUUCCACUGUCUCCAAUGUUGUAUGGCAGGAAGGAAGAGUCUGUUGACUAUGUUACUUGUUUGGUAGUGAGAACAACUGCACACAUUAACGCGGCCAAGAUGUAACCUAAAUGAGGGAAUGACCACCCUAGAUAAAAGAAUGUUCAAUGGACUCUUCCAUCCUGUAACAUAACAAGUUCCCUUUUGGCCAGAGUGUAUUCAACACAAUGGUUUCAUAGGUGGCAGCACCAUUUUCUAAUGCUACGAUAUGGAAAUAGUUCUAUUAAACAUUAUAAAUGUGAUUGGCGACUUUUAAUAAAUCAUGACAGAUCAGUGGUGUCGUUUUGCAUUUUGUGUGAUCUUCGUUAAAUAUUGUACAUAAAGCUUAAAUUUUGAGAAUCUAAAGUUUUGAUAAUUUGAAAUCUCUGAUUAUGAGGAUCUACUGCUAUUACGGUAAUGAGCUUGUGUUGUCUUUAAAAGUGCUUCCAGAAAUCAUUCCCUUGGAUCCCCAUUGUUCCUCAAUGGUUUGAACCAAAGAGAAGGUGGAAGGGUUCAUUCUGAACUCUCAGGGGGUGACAAGUGGUGAUGAUUGAUACACAGUCAUGUAACUAAACAGAAAUUGAACAUUUUGUCUGGGGAGACUAUGAGCCUUCAUCAGAUUUAUCCAGGUCGCUGAUAUAUCAUCAAGAUUUUGGCAACAAUAUUGAGUCAUUCAUUGAUGAAUGUUUUCAAGUGUACAGAUGAACAUAUUCGGUAUCUGCUUGUAAUCAUUGAACCUCAUCAAGAGCACAGAUGUAAGGCACUUGGAGGUUUGAAGGAGCUGCUCAGACAGUGAAUCACCUGACUGAGACUGAGCUACGGGAACCAGGCCCCUCCGCUCCUGAGACAUGCCAGGUCACAUUAUUUGACUGAGCUACUGGAACAUGCCAGGUCACAUUAUUUGUACGUCUCUUUAAUUGCAGAGAGGUGAUUUCUGAUUGUUAUGACCGAUUAGUUUAAUUAGUGCUGGUUGUCUAUAUUUUUCACUCUUUCUACUAUUGGUGAAUUUUGUUGCUUUGAAGUCAGUAUUCAUGUGAAAAUAAAGAAAAUUCGAGGGAAAUUUGAUUCUCAAAACUGUAGACCUUUGAAGGUGGAUUGUCUGAUGAUAAUAUCUGGCAAGCAUUCCUGUGUGGAGGGCACCCAGAUUCUCUGCCUUGCAUUAUCCUCUGUCAUGGUUUGGACAAGGCUAUUGUUGUGACGAGACUUGGGUCAAGUCCAGCACAACCUGGGGAAUGUCUGUUGGUUUGAAGGGCAUUCGUGGUAGAAGCAAGGUAUGGGAGGUACCAAAGCAUUAUGCUGGCUGGGAUUGGGUCUGAGGGGCAGAGGUCAUGAAGUCUAUCACUGCUGGUUGAUCCGCUGGUGAAAGGAAGGGACCCCUUUGGUAGCCUCCUUAAAAGUUUCAAAAUGGGACAGCAUUUUAUGAGUCUAAAUUGGAGUUUAUUGGGUCAGGGGUGGGGGCCAAAUGAAUAUGCUGCAUGUGCUAGUUCUUCGCCUGCUUGUUUACUUCUUAUCAUGUUCCUAUUUGUUUUUGUACAGAUGUUAUUUCACUGGUUGUAGUCUUAGCAGAUGAUGUGUCAAGUGGUCGAUUCCACAGUGAUGUUGGUUGGUGUCACCUCCACCCAGUCGUGUGUGUAACUGCACUCUCAUUGCUCCAAUUGUAAUGAAGCAAGUCACUGGUGAAACCUGUCUUUGGAAUGAAUAUUGCCAGGCUUUCUAUCAGAUGUCAACACCAAUGGCCAGUGUCACAUCCUUUAUACUGGUGAAGUGACUCCAUCUAGUGUUGUUGGAAUGAACUAUAGGCUGUGUUAACAAUGUAAAUAUCCUAAAUCUUCACCGAGCGAAUCAUGUAUAUUUUGUUGAAAAGGGUUGUCACCCAUCAGAUGUUUAAAUAGCAUAUAGGGCUGUUCUGUAAAGGGUUGUCACCCAUCAGAUGUUUAAAUAGCAUAUAGGGCUCUUCUGUAUAGUGCAUUCAUGUGCACCUACAUUUGUUAAUAAAAAAACGUGCAUUGAAAA